Megalopta genalis is the source of this 982-nucleotide messenger RNA. The record is from RefSeq and is a predicted model, not a curated record. NCBI's taxonomy places the organism in Eukaryota, Metazoa, Arthropoda, Insecta, Hymenoptera, Halictidae.
GUCAUAUUGGUCGUCGGUGUGACUUGUUUCGCUUGGGUGGCUGAGUCCUGCUCUCUUGUUCACUCGCCACUUCCUCUCUUUGUCUGAAACUGUGAGGGCAGCACUGCUUACUUGUGAGGCGUCAACCAAUCAGAGGAAAGCAAUGUCUGUACCUACCCUCAUAUUUCUGGUGGUUUUGCCUCCAUCACUCAGUUCAGUUUAGUACGUCGAGGUAUUGCUGUACUAUUUUGUAAUACAGAGAACUGUAUUUGUGAGACUAAAGUGUGGGCUGCGGUUUAAAAUGGUCUGCGAGAAGUGUGAGAAAAAAUUAGGAAAAGUUAUAACUCCAGAUCCCUGGAAAAGCGGUGCAAGAAAUACUGUAGAGAGUGGAGGACGCAAAGUUGGAGAGAAUAAAGCUUUGUCAGCAGGAAAAGCUAGAUUUAAUCCAUAUACUGCUACAUUUGAGACUUGUAGAAUAUGUAGACAAAAAGUACAUCAAGUUGGUUCUCAUUAUUGUCAAUCAUGUGCAUAUAAGAAAGCUAUAUGCGCUAUGUGUGGUAAAAAGUUAAUGAGUACCAAAAAUUACAAACAGUCUGCUACCUAAUACAUUAUAAAGGAAAAGACUGCUUAUUUUUAAAUGCAUAGACCACUUUGAUAAUAAAAUGAACAUUAGGUUGUUAUUAAGAACUUAUAAGUGAAUACUUCUCUCAUAUAUAAUUUUACAGGAAAGAAUAUAUUAUUUUUCAAAUUGUAGGCUGUAAAUAUCUCAGACGAAAUAACAUUUUAUAACAAUAUACUUAAAUAUUAAAUAAAAGCUGUUAGUUCUAGUCAUUAUAAUUGUAAAGAGAAUGGUACGGCAAAGGGUUAAAUAACAUAAAAUAUCUCUGAGAAACUGAAGUUGUAUUUUUAUAAGAUAAUUUAUCUUAAAUAGAAUAUAGAAAUCUAUCUAUGUACUGUAUUCUAUCUAAUUUAUUAAUAUAAAAUAUACAAAAAGUGAAAAUAA